UCAUCUAUCUUCUCUAAUAAAACUUCUUUCCUUUUUUCCAAUUGAUUGAUAGGAAAGAGGGAAAGAGUAUCUUAUUUAUCAAAAAAAAAAAAAAAAAAAAAGGGGGAAACAAUGGUGGGGAAAAUAGUGGUUUCAUUAGUAUCAUUGAUACUUUUAGUUGGUGUGAUAGUAGGAGUUGUGGUUGUUGUGAACAAAAAUGGUGAUAACAAACACGAUGAAAGCACAAAAGUACAAAUGAAGAAAGUUCAUGAGUUUUGUCAAGCUACUGAAUUUAAAGAUCAAUGUGCUAAGUCACUUGAAAGUGCUGCUAAAAAUGAGUCAGCUACACUACAGGAUUACCUUACAGCUGCAUUCCGGACAACACUUGAUGAACUGAAAACGGGUUUGGAUGAGACUGGAAAGACUAAGGUCGACAAAGACGCUGAUCCUUACAAUCAUAUGGCUGUUGAUGAUUGCAAGCUGAUGCUGCAAUGGGGUGUGGAGAAGCUUGAAGAAGCAGUGAAGUUGAUUGGUGAGACCGAUGAAGAGUCGAUCCAUGAGUAUAGUGUUGAUCUGUUGAAUUGGAUAGGAGGAGUUUACUCGUUCCAAACCAUAUGUCUUGAUGCUAUUGAAAAUCCAGAAUAUAGAUCAGCAAUUGAAAAAGGAUUGGUGAAUGCUACGCAGCUUACGAAUAACGCUAUCAGCAUGGUAGCGAAGAUGUCUGACGUGCUGAAAUCAUUCAACAUUCAAAUCCCGGAAGGUUUACUGGAUGGCAACAGCUCUCCUCAUCGUCGAUUGUUGGAUGUAAACAAGGUGGAUGGGGAUGGUUACCCAACAUGGUUCCCAGCUGCUGACCGUAAGCUAUUGGAGAAGAGCUCAAAAGGAAAAGGAAAAGGAAAGGGAAAAGACGGGGCUCCUCUAGGAGCAGGACCAGCACUUCCCCCAGUAGGAUCAGGACCAUUAACUCCUCAUGCUGUUGUUGCCAAGGAUGGAAGCGGCAAAUUUAAGACUGUUGUAGAAGCAGUCAAGGCUUACCCAGCAAACCAUCAAGGCAGAUACAUUAUCUACAUCAAGGCUGGUACUUACGUUGAACAAAUCCUUAUUGAAAAAAACCAACGAAACGUCUUCAUGUAUGGUGAUGGAGCAGGGAAAACCAUCAUUUCCUGUGACAAGAAUGUAAUGAAUAAAGUCACCACCAUGAAUAGUGCUACAGUCGGUGUGAACAGCGAGGGAUUCAUAGCUAAGGGAAUUACAUUCCGCAACACUGCUGGUCCAGAGGGUCAACAAGCUGUUGCACUUAGGAUCUCUGGAGACAGGGGAGCAGUGUUUGACUGCAGCAUGGAGGGAAACCAAGACACCUUGUACUACCAAACAUACCGUCAAUUCUACCGCAACUGUGUAAUAUCUGGUACCGUUGAUUUCAUCUUCGGGUGUGGAACAGCUCUGAUCCAGAACAGUGAGAUCAUAUUGAGGAGGCCUAGACGACAAAGCAAGAACACAAUCACAGCUGAUGGAAAGGAUCAAGCAGACAAAAACACUGGGGUAGUACUUCAGAACUGCAAAAUUGUACCAGAACAAUCACUCUUUGAUGAUAGGUUCAAAUACGAACACUACUUAACGCGCCCAUGGAAGGCAUAUUCCACCAAUGUUUUCAUGGAAAGUGAGAUCGGUGACCUCAUCAGGCCUGAGGGAUAUCUGAUUUGGGAGGCCGACAAGCCAAAUUUUUUCGAACAGACAUGUGAAGUGUAUGAAUAUGCAAACAGAGGACCUGGUGCUAACACUAACGGAAGGAGCAAACUCUUCAAGAAGUUCAAGGUUCUUAGCCCACAGGAAGCUACUAAAUACACCGCUGCCACUUUCCUUCAAGCUAAUGAAUGGUUGCCUGGAACCAGUGCACCUUUCUACCCUGGUCUUGGUGGAAAAUAGAUCAUCACAAACAAACAAACAAACAAACAAACAUCAUUUUCCCUACUUCUCAACACCCCUUUCUCUACCUACCAAUUCAAUAUUCUUCUUUCAUUUUUUGUUGGAGAAGCUAGAGCAUCCUUUUGUUAGCAAAAAAAAAAAUGAUGCAUACUUUUGUUCUUUUUGUGUAUGUAACCAA
Solanum pennellii is the source of this 2083-nucleotide messenger RNA. RefSeq names its product pectinesterase. Gene Ontology annotation, biological process: cell wall modification. The transcript has a single exon. The record is from RefSeq and is a predicted model, not a curated record. Gene Ontology annotation, molecular function: pectinesterase activity; pectinesterase inhibitor activity. NCBI's taxonomy places the organism in Eukaryota, Viridiplantae, Streptophyta, Magnoliopsida, Solanales, Solanaceae. Bases 112 to 1905 code for a protein of 597 amino acids.